AAGCUGAAAAUGGUUUAAAGUCUCAAGUUAAUAUUGACAAACAUAAACCAUCAUAUUGGAAAUUAUAUUCUUUUGCCAGUAGAAUAGAUUGGUGUAUAAUGAUUUUUGGUUUAAUAUUUUCUGGUAUUACUGGUGCUGCUCUGCCAACAACAACGGUCGUAUUUGGAAGAAUGGUUAAUUCUUUCACUGAUUUUCAAACAGGCCGAAUUAGUAGCGAAGACUUUCAAAAAGUAGUUAACCAUAACACAUUAUUCUUUGUGUACCUAGCAACUAUUACUUUUGUUGCCACUUAUAUUUAUAUGGCAUGUUGGAUUUUUACUGGUGAAAGAAUUACACGAAAAAUUCGUGAAGCUUAUCUUCGUGCGGUGCUUCGUCAAAAUAUUGCUUAUUUCGAUAAACUUGGUGCUGGUGAAGUAACUACUCGUAUCACUUCUGAUACUCAUUUGAUCCAAGAUGGUAUUAGUGAAAAAGUUCCCGUGGCUGUUCAA
Entrophospora candida is the source of this 488-nucleotide messenger RNA. The record is from the annotation of a GenBank genome assembly. Lineage: Eukaryota; Fungi; Glomeromycota; Glomeromycetes; Entrophosporales; Entrophosporaceae.